Molecule: messenger RNA, 756 nt
Organism: Cryphonectria parasitica EP155
Lineage: Eukaryota; Fungi; Ascomycota; Sordariomycetes; Diaporthales; Cryphonectriaceae
Exons: 3
Coding region: 1-756 (251 amino acids)
Molecular function (GO): calcium ion binding
Source: RefSeq, a predicted model, not a curated record
AUGGCAUACAACCAGCCCUACAACCCAGACGCGCUCCCCAGGUACAACCAGACCUACGGCCGACUCUCUCCCCACCCACCACCCUCGGGACACGGAAGUAACAACAGUUACAGGCAGCAGCAGAACUCGCAGUAUGCUCACACCAUGUCUCCUCCUCCCGUGGGCGGCCAGCGACCUCCGCCUGUCCAGAACCGGCCCUCCCCGGUCUCGAGGCCCCCGCCAAGCCCAGCCCCUCCCGGCGACGAUAGAGACCCGACACUGCUACCGCUUUUCAGGGCUGUCGAUAAGAACGGAACCGGCCAGCUCUCGGAAAAGGAACUCUCGGCGGCACUCGUCAACGGUGACUGGACGGCCUUCGACCCUCACACAGUUCGCAUGAUGAUCCGUAUGUUCGACAGCGACCGGUCGGGCACCAUCGGCUUCGAGGAGUUCUGUGGGCUCUGGUCCUUCCUGGCCUCGUGGCGCACCCUGUUUGACCGCUUCGACGUCGACCACUCGGGCAACAUCCAGCUCGACGAGUUCCGCGACGCCCUCAUCGCCUUCCGCUACCGCCUCUCCGAGCGCUUCGUCGAGCUGUUGUUCCAGACCUACGACAAGCGGAACGAGGGCCAGCUGAGCUUCGACCUGUUCGUCCAGGCCUGCAUCAGCCUCAAGAGGAUGACCGACGUCUUCAAGAAGUAUGAUGAUGACCGCGAUGGGUACAUUACGCUUAGCUUUGAGGAUUUCUUGACCGAGAUCCUGAAGCAGCUCAAGUAG